Molecule: messenger RNA, 336 nt
Organism: Lottia gigantea (owl limpet)
Lineage: Eukaryota; Metazoa; Mollusca; Gastropoda; Lottiidae
Exons: 3
Coding region: 1-336 (111 amino acids)
Biological process (GO): regulation of transcription elongation by RNA polymerase II; positive regulation of DNA-templated transcription
Cellular component (GO): super elongation complex
Molecular function (GO): transcription elongation factor activity
Source: RefSeq, a predicted model, not a curated record
AUGGCUGAUAAAUUUUUGUCUGUAGACAAUCAAGUACAUGAACUCAAAUUAGGAAAAAGUUUUGACCCUAAAUCUGGCGUGUAUUUCCAUUCUAUGAGAUAUGAUUUCAAACCAGCAUCAGUUGAUACCAGUCAGAGUUCUUCAGUAGAGAUAGGAGAAGGAAAUCAAGUCACUGUUACUGUACCACAUGUAGAGGGGUCUGGAACUUCACAUACUGUAUAUAAAGGAAAUAAAAAACCAUGUCCUAAAGAAUGUGUUCUUAUAAUAGAUCACAAAACAGGAACAUUUACCCUGGAAAAAUUGACUAACAAUAUACCUGUUAAAAAAACCAGGUAG